This is a messenger RNA of Ciona intestinalis (vase tunicate), 5290 nucleotides long. NCBI's taxonomy places the organism in Eukaryota, Metazoa, Chordata, Ascidiacea, Phlebobranchia, Cionidae. The record is from RefSeq and is a predicted model, not a curated record.
GUGUUUCCGCAUCUCUUCCCAUUCAACAAUUCACCAUCCAAAUGCUAUAUCUUUAUUUUUGAUCUGGUAACACUGAAUUGCAUCUGACGUCCCGAGUAAUAAUACCCAGCCGUUUAUAAGUGUAAUUUUAGGUUAAAGAGUUGUCUGAAUGACUUGAGCAGUUUUGAGCGGAUUGUACUUUGCCAGUUAAUUUAGGAGUACUGAAUUUGUUUUGUAGUUUUGUGUUGAUAUACUUUGUUGUUGUUUUCUUGCAGUCUUAUAUUUAAGUCAUGCUUGUAGCUUUGUUGGUAUUUUGCUCAUUAUUCACAAACUGUUAUUCUUUGGGGCAAGCCAAGACAAUACCCUUGCCCGCUGCCUCAUGCUCUCGUGCGCCUCUGGUGGAGCCAAAAGAUAUUCUUUGUGACGUCAAUAGCACGUCAUUGGUUCGCUGUUGGGGUGAUCGGGCAAGUUUCAACGCAUCCAAAGAUGAAUGGUCAACUGUGUGUGUAUUCCGCACCCCGCCCGCUGUUAGCGAUAUAUCAAAGUAUCAAUGCUUGGUCAAGAACGACCUUGGUCCAGUAAAAUGCAAAGCAAAGAACGGAUCGACAUUCCUGGCGUCUUGUCUCUUCACCGUAUUCAAAUGCAAGCAUAACUGCAUCGGAAAGGUUUUAUCUUUGUAUGACGAAGGUGGCCACUGUGGUGCAACCGACCGGUGGUGUCCUGAAGAUAACCUUUACUCUUUCACUGCUCCCCUGGCCUCUCCAGGAACCAAACAUAUAUUCUCAGACCUACAACAGCUACAUUUAACGCCGCCUUCCUACUGCAUACCAUGGCCUACAUGGAAGAUAGCAACAGUAGCAGUAAGUGUGUAGUAACACUUAUCUUCAUUAUCUGGAGUUGUAUGAGAUUGCAACGAAUCCGUAAAUAUGAUAAGAAAGCGUUGGCGGAAGGACCGCACACCAAAGACUUGGUGAAUAGAUACUUGUGUGUUUGUUACGAGUUAUUCUUCUUACUACCCGUUCGACUUAACAGGAAAACUUGCUUAAAACACUUCCAACCAAGAAGCAUUACCAAACCAAAGAUCCCCCCGAGACGUAUACUUCAAUCGUGAUAAAACAUGACAUCACGAAAACAAAUAGCGACGUCACGACUCAUGACGUCAGCAGUCUAUGUGUGAAAUCUAAUGACGUUACAUCUCCGGAUGAUGACGCAUGUUUUGAUGACGCCAUCAAUCCUCACGGGACUCCAAGUCGUCAAAAUUCUGGUUCAAGCGACGAAAUAACUUCGUCGUCACCGCCGACGUCAUUGUUACGUCACAGUCACGUCGUGGUUUGCGAGAAUUCGUAUGUCAAUCGGCGUUCAAUAAGUAACCUUCAAGAUUCAAGCCCAUGCCGCGACGCUAAGAACAGUCAUUUAAAACUUGAUCAAGACGACAGCCGCCAUUUUGUUAUUGGUGACGUAGCAUCGAAACCAACAUUACCGAAAGGAACAUUGCUCAAUGUUCAUGAUAGUCUUGUGGUGGCGUGAAUUUCUAUAUGUGGGACGUUAGCGGUUUCAACUUUUAAAACAGAAUGACAUCAUAUGUGUUAUAUUUUUCUUGUGUUAACAAACAAGCAGAAUUCAAAACGGCGUGGCGCCUAUGUGUGACUAUCAUACUAAAACGGUAACAAGACACCGAAAGUUUGGCUUUAGGUUGUCACAUUUAUUUUUUUCAGUGACGAUGACAUUUUUUUAUUGCGACUCCAUCAGUAAAGCAUCAAGCGUUCAAACAAUAAAUCUUUUAUAUAUUUUACCUUUCUGUGUCAAAGAUAAUUAAACGGAUCUCAUCGUGUUAAAAGUUAGUGUUAUAAACGUUAAGAAAGCACACACACAUGUACCAGCACGCUCAAAUCAAUCCCUGACCCGUUGAAUGAGUAAUUGGCUUCAUUUUUCAUUAUCUAUUUCAUAUACCUUCGCGUUUCUUUAAAAAGGUCGCCGCGUUAUUUUGGGUUUAAAACUUGAUUCCUUAAGAAUUGGGACGGAAUUAAUUUGCUUGGCUCUUGCCACAGUCUUAUCACGCUUGUCUAUCCGGUGCUUUAAUUCACUAUAAAUAGUUCGCGCGUGCCGAGCUCGCUUUACAUUCCGUUGAAUUGUUCGCCAACAGAAGAUAAUACGUCAGCAUUACUAGCUUAAAACAGCUAAAAUCGUGACUAUAAUCUGCUAGAAACUGUAUGUCAUAUUCGUCACGUAUUUGUAUGAACACAUUGGUUAAAACUUAAGGCGGUUUCACCAUAGUAUAAUAUGGUUUUACUUAAGUUGUUUACCGCUAUAGUGUAUCAGAUUUGGAUGCAAAUGAGUAUAUGCUCCUUGGUGUAUUUACGAGCCUAUAUUCCCUGGCUUAGCCUACGGUUGUAUGUUGCCGGAGAUUUAGUAUUCAAAGUAUACGAGGCCUGGGUAGCUAGGAGCUAGAAGUUAACUAAGUAUAGGAGCCACGAUCUGUCGGAUUUCUUAGUCAGAUAAUUGAGGCUGGAUUCGUGAAAGGACGGUUUCAGAUUUUCACUGCAAGGCGUUUGUAAGGUUAAGUCUUACGCGAGGUAUACGGAUUCGUAUAACUUUUCCUAUGACUGCUUACUUAGGUAGUAGAUACGUUAGAACGAUGCAAAUAAAGGUGAUAUUUCUUUGGCUAUUCUUGAGUAAAGUUGCCCACGGAGUUACUUAUCACCGAUGUAGUGACGAUCAAGAAACAUGCACAGAUUGUGUGUUUAAUAACUCGACCGAACUCGAAAACAUCACUGGAUCUGACAUGUUAUCGAAAGUUAAAAUAAACGGUUUAAAAUGGACGGCGAAUACAAAUAAUAUGGAAUACACAUGGACUUUCAAUGGUGAUGUCAACAUAAAUAUUUCAAUUUCAAUAUACCAGAUCACGGACGAAAAUAACAGAGCUUUCCCCUUGCAUGGUUGCUGCAAUGUCCCGAUAUAUGAACAACAUUGUCGAGUAAACGAGAUACGACAUGGUAUUGUGUAUGGUGUCAAUUACAAUGGUGAACGGGGUAUCGACGUUAGAAGGAUUAAACUUACUGUUAAACCUGGUAAAAACAUAACCGAACAAAAUGGACGCUACUUACAUGUUUGUCCACCUCUUGUACACAACAUACAUAACUUGCCUCAGCGAGUCUGUCCAUGCGUUACCUUUGAUACCAAGACAGGCUCCUUAUUACCGAUCCAUCAAAACAACAAUACGUUGUUGAAUAUACGUGCUAAUGGUGGAAGAAUAAACAAUACAGAUGGUUCUUGUAUGUUUUCUAUAGGCAAAGAUUACGUCCACCAACAUGGUAAACCAAUUGGGAAAAGUGACCAUGAUGAAAGUCGUUCAGUCACAUUACCUGGUUAUUAUUGGCUGAAUAAGCAGUUAUUUGACGCUCAAAACCAACCAGUAAACUGCACGGAAAAUAAUAGUAACUUCGAUUAUACUUGCAUAGCUGUAUACAAAGGCAAUCAAUCUGCUAAUGUGGCUUGCGUUCCUAAUUUUGCUUGUCUCAUCCAAAUGGAGAUGGUUACCAUUACUGUUAAAGGCCAAGUUUUCCAUGAAGGCGGCGACCCCGCUUUAAAACGGAUUGGUAUUUCCAUCACAAUGGGGCUUGCCUCUUGUGUUUUAUUCAUAUUGAUGAUGUAUACUGCUUACCACUAUCGACACAAAGUAAAAAAGUUUUUUAAACCCGAUGUAAUCGUACCUCUCAGUCUGACCACUAUCCUUGGUUCACCUUGCAACGAAGACCAAACAUGUCAAAUCCAAGAUUGUGAAAUUGUAGACCUAUUUAUACCAGGGGAAACUCAUGGUUUAAACUACGUUGCCCCUGCCAAACCUGAUGUUAGAAAUAAGACAAGUUUACGUGCUUCUGGUAUAGUUGCACAUGAUACACACUUAGUAGCAAACGAUUUCACUAUAGACGGUUAUAAAUCCAAACACGGUUUGUUUUUUGGAAACUUUGACAAUUGCAACCGAUCCAAUGAGGAAUUGUCUUCUUGUAGUUCGUUAACUAAUUGCUCAAAAGACUCGGGAGUGGAGUCCGAGCUUCAAACUAACACCCUGCCGAGCGACGACUGCUCAGUUCCGGCGGAAGCUUCCGUUAAUGACCCGAUGUCGAUUGCUUCCCCGGACAGCGGGUUUACCGCAAUUCCAGGAGUGCGAGACUCGUUUCAAUUUAAUAAAGAACAAUUUCAAUGUUCUACAACGGAUAUCACAGUUUCGGAAAUCAUUAAAAACUUCCGACUUUGCACUUCAAUGCGAGCAGAAGAAGGAGCAAUUUCAUGCAACCAUGAAAGAUUAGGAAACUGUUUAAUUCCUAGCCAUGAGGACACGGCAGUUCAUUCUUAUUUAAGCAAAGCUGCAUUCAAUCGCUGAUGUGCAUUCGAAUAAACCGCCGUGUAUUUGUCACUGUUUUUCUACCAGACUUAAUUACCGUUAAACGGUUUCCUAUUUCUUUCUUGUUCCUCUGUUUUUAAAUAAAGAAAUAGAAAAAGAAACGAGAGAUAUCUGUUCGCUAUCUCUAGUUGCUUCUCCUUUUCUUUUGCGGAACUACUGCUUUGUUACGCCUUAACGCGACCUUGUCUUCUUAAAUCAAACCGUCUUUAGCUAGCUAACUAAUGUAAUGCGACCUCGCCUUGAAAUCCGUAUAGUGUUCCAUGUACCAAUGCAAGACAGAACGGCUGUUAGCUCAAUCAAGCUGCCAGGCACUACACAAAGCGGCUUCUCCUUAUUUUUAAGACGCUAAUUUUUAAAUUAGCUCGUUUUGAGCAAAAUUUCAAACAGAGAUUUUUCCUUAUUUGGCCCACUGUUUGUAUAUACCACGAAACAGACAACAAUGCACCAGAUAUUUGCUAGUUCGGUGUUUAUUUUACAAUACGUUUUAUUUACUCACAUAAUUUAUAAACACGUCGUUAAACUUUGGUUCAACGGCCACUCACACAUUAUCAUCAUAAAGCGUGUUCCAACAACUCGUUUUGUUGUUGAUUCCCUUAUUUUUGUUAAAAUAAUUUGAUGUUCGCUAUCGUUUCCAAAAGAUAAAUAAAAAACGUGUUAUAACAAGUAACAACAUAAUUCUUUAACGCGGUAAACAUAUAAUAUGGUCAUAGUUUGCACAUUACCCAACACUUAGCAAACGAGAUCUAACGAUUAACGUAUAGUUAAACCCCCUUAUUUAAACAAACGUUCUUUUUCUGUUACUUCUGCAGUUUAUACCGGGCAUAAUGUAAAUAAUAUUUCAACGACUCAGCGGGUAUGGUUAAUCCCAAUGAAGUCUUGACCAAUGGCGGGCGAAACGGCGAAAAUACA